AUGCAAGUCGAAGACCCUGGUGCGCGUAGCACAGUUCUCACAGAGGUAUCCGUGCAGGGCGCCGUGGAGGAUGGAUCUGCAGCCCAGCAGCAGGCCGCCAAAUCUGCACCUCCGAAGAAGGCUGGAUCGCAUCUCUAUUCGUACGGGACGAUGAUCGGCAUCGCUAUAAACUACAUUAUAGGAACUGGCGCUCUAUCUCUUUCUGUUACCAUGGGGAGUGCAGGCGUUCUCAUGACAGUCAUAAUCCUCAUCAUUGGCUCGGGAAUCACUCUCUUUCUUGCGAUCUACUUCACAGAGGUUUUGGCGCGUGCGUAUGCUCUGGCCAGAGGCGGAUUUGCUCCCGAAGACAUCCUUAACAAGCUGCACGAGUACGAAAAUCCCGUCUCGGCCACUGCCUCUGCCGAGGGCUCCAACGCAAGCGCUGCCAUUGGGAACGCUACUAUUGAGGGCGGUAAGGCCUGCAACACACUCUCUCCCGAUUACUCUCUUUCCACAGAAUGCGAGUUUUGCAUUUCUGAGCUCAUGAAGAUGUUCUAUGGGAAGCCAGGCUUCUACAUCUAUCAGGUUUCUAAUUUGAUCUACUUCUUCGGGACGGUCUGGAGCUACGGAAACGUCGUCGCAUCGUCUCUGACUUCCAUUAUUCCGAUGUACAGUCUUCCGGGUAGUCCUAAGACGUGGGAGUGUGAUGUUAAUAAGAUGAGUAAGUUAGGUGAUCCUUGUUAUACCGCUUACUGGAUUUGGCUGUGUAUUGCCAUGGUCAUCGCUUGUAUUCUGAUAUUCUUUGAUUUGAGUCAGCAAAAGGUCCUGCAAACAAUCUUCACUGGGUGCCGAUUUGCUACCAUUGCACUGGUUCUUCUUUUUACGAUUGUGGGAUAUUCCAGGGGGCCAUAUUCUAAAACCUAUUCUAAAGGAAAUGCUAGCUCAGCCAUAAGAAUAUUGGAAACGGAUAUAUACUGGAUUGCUAAUCAGUUUUCAUCCAUUGUAUUCUGCCAGGUUUGCCACCAUUCCAUUCCGGAAAUCAUCCGACCAGUCAAGAAGGAGCACCACGGGAAAAUUAACUUCGGAUUCACAAUCACCUAUAUGGUCAUCUUUGUCAUAACGUCGCUUAUUUUGUUCAUGUGUGGAUCGUACUUUGGGACGCUUGGUGAGGGGUUAUUGACGCUGAACUUUGGUCAAUGGCACGGUACAGACUGGAAUCUCUGUGCUAAAGACAAAACAGGUGGUGCAGAGAUGGUUCUUGGCUAUAUUGUGCGUGUGCUGCCGCCUAUAUACGUGACGACAGCAAUCCCCAUCAAUGCGCUUACAAUGUCCAAUAAUCUUUUGUCGCUUUUCCCUCUGAGGCUCCAAAAGCAUCUUGCUUUGGUCGUUUUUGCUAAGCUCAUCUCUAUCAUUCCGGCUAUGAUGAUGGCUGGGCUCGUUAAGGACCUGAACAAGAUUGUCGGCUUCUCUGGACUGACGGGUUUUGUUAUUAUCAGCGUGUCUGCUCUCAUGAUCAUCAAGGGUAGAAAGCUUUGCAAGCAGCACUUUGGAGACGCCAACCUAAGAACGCCGUUCAACUCGUGGUCUUCCCACAUCGCUAUAAUAUAUACGAUACUUGUGAUAACUGGCGUUGGGUUCAUAUUGACAACUUAUUCCGUCGUUGCGGAUGCAAUAGGUAAGGCAAGUCCAAGGUAUGUUAGUGAAUACCCUGAUUGCAAAAAUAACACGGGUACCACGUCCUUGUCUCUUGUUUCCACUACUGUUGAUAAUUGUCCGUACAAUAAAAAAUAA
Giardia duodenalis is the source of this 1770-nucleotide messenger RNA. RefSeq names its product putative Amino acid transporter. The coding region runs from base 1 to 1770 and encodes 589 amino acids. The record is from RefSeq and is a predicted model, not a curated record. The transcript has a single exon. Lineage: Eukaryota; Fornicata; Diplomonadida; Hexamitidae.